AUGAAACUGCUGUUUGUGGUGACGCUCUUGUGGCGCGAGGCGCUGUGCGGGUCCCCGAGCGUGCAGAUAGGUGAGAUCUUCAUUUCUGUCACCCUCCUCCUCCUCCUCUUAAUCUUCAUCCGUUCAUCGGUGUGUCAGCGUUAUUCUCACCAUCUGAUUUUCCUCCUUCUCCUCAUCCUGCUGCUGCUCCUUUUUUCUCCUCUUCCUCCUCCUCCUCCUCUGCCUCCUCUUCCUCCCCGCUGCGGGCCUCCUCCUUUUCUCCUCUCCUUUUCGCCCAGCUCGGAGGCCUCCUCCUCCUCCACUGCAGUGCUCUAAUUAUGUCAACAUUUUCAUCUUUUAUAUGUGUGCAUGUGCUCGUGUAUCUUACUGACAGUGCAUUGUGUGGUGCGUGCGUGCGUGUGCCCAUGCUGUCAUAAAGAUGUUUACUGAUGUUCGACUGGACAGGUAGAGGCGUCCUGAUCCAAUCUAAAUCUGGUCCUGAUUUGGUUUUGAUCAGGUUCUGGCCUGAAUUUGGUCCUGGUCUGGUUCCAUGUUUGCUUACUCUUGGUGGCAGACACGCAGGUGUCAAAAUCAAACAAACCCUCCUUCCAAAGGAAAGCUUCAGCCGAGUGUGGAGGACCUUAUGUAAGCAGUGUCUCUGAAUAUGAAAUAAAACACAGUUUAAACCUUAAAGUUCAGUUCCUUUAAACUUUUAAAUCUCAGUUUCACAUCAAAAUGCUUUAAUUCAUUUCAGGGUUUCACUUCUAACUUGAACUCUUGCUGGUGUGUUGUCUGUAGGGCUGUCACUUUUACCUAAUAUUUUGGCAUUAGUUUCAACUUUUGGGAAAACAUUGGAAUCAGAACUUUUACGAGCCAAAUGAAGUCAAAGUAAUUUAUCACUGCAUUAGUUUAUUUGAUGCAGUUUGGUCUUAAACACAAGCGGAAGGUGUGCUCAUUGUAACCUGACUGAUGAAGGCCACCAUUGAGCUCAGAAAUGUAAUGCAGGGAUCUUUUUAUAAAAUGGUGGACAUAUAUGAAGCUCGUUGUGAAAGGAUUAUAGCUUCUACUCCAGUGAAAGAAAAAAUAUGAUUACAUGCCGCCAAUUCAAGGUGGGAUAUUUAUGCUGUUAAGCCUCGCCUACAGUUUGUGACUAUUAAAGGUGUAAAAGAGGGGAUUGAUAUUAAGUAUCAGAGCUGGCAGGGCAGAACAGCAUGGUGAGUGUGUGUGGUUCCUGCUGUAGGACACUUUCAGGGUGCAGUGUGAGUGUUUUGGCAUAAUGAUGACUGAACUUGCUGUUUCAGCGCCGAUGCAGAGUUGCGCUGUAUUAUAAAAAGAGCUGUUAGUCCAGUUUGUUGGAAGCAGCUCUCUUUAAUGAUAAAAAAAACCUGUAGCUCACCUGUGAGGCAGCAGAGGAGGCGCCACAGUGGAGCAUCAGAUCUCCAGAUCAAGUACCCAUUAGACAAAUUAGCUGGACAAUUGGGAUCUCCACCAGAUCUCCGGUCAAAUGUGAAUAUUGUUGUAGGUGAAGUCAUGGUUUGCAAAAUUAUCACUUGUUGUCUAAUUUGACAUUUACAUUUAAAGUUGAGUUGUGCUGCUAUUCCCAUGAUCUUUUGCUGCCAUUAAUAAAACCAUAAAAUAAGGCGAUAAAAACAUGUAGUGUCUGUACAGGUGGUUGAACAUAUUCAGACAUCACUACAACAUCAACGAUACUCACUUGAACUUAAUCAUUGAAAAAAGUGGCAGACUUUCGUGACUGGUGAGUUGACAGGCAUGUGUGUUUGGUGUGUUGACAUCUUUGUUUUGAGCGUUGUUUGAAUAUUAGAACAUACUGGAUAUAACUGACAAUACAGCAGAGCUGCACAACUUAAAGGGAUAUUCCGGCAUUAAAUUAAGUUGGGUCAAACACACCGUAACACUUAGUUUGCUUCUCUAGUUAUACCAACUUCAGAAACGGCCGCACGACAGCAAUACAUAGCGGUCUACGUCAAAGGUCUACAUCACAAACCUCAACCAAAAAGCCACUCUAUAGCCACAAAUAAUGCUAAGAACAGCACCUAACUUCAUCAACAGUACAUAUAGGGUCCCAGCCAUAGUACUAGCCACUAAACAUCUUUUUAGCUUUGCCUGAUUUCAUUAGCAAAGAGACUAAACACAACUCGCCCACUUUCCUCCAGCAGCUGCUUGUUUGUGCAGUGGAGUUUCGCAGCUCAAGCAAGAACAUUUAUGAUCAUUACUUCAUGGAAACGCAAUCAGACCGAGAUGCUAAGGCAGGAGGACUACCGUAUCUGCUGUGCAAAGUGAUUAUUAUGAUGAUUAUUACUUCAGGGAAAUGAUCCGCUUUUUGGUUGAGGCGUGCACGUGGAGAUGUGGAGAUGUAGACCGUUUUGCUAUCGUGCAGUCGUUACUAAAGUUGGUAUAACUAGAGAAGCAAGCAGUCAACAACAUUCAUCUCUCGAGGGUGUGUCUAACACGGUGUUAUGGUGUGUUUGACCCUAACUUAUUUUUACGCCGGAAUAUCCCUUUGAAGGGGUGUAAAAAUAGUGUAACAUGGUGAACAUCAACAUGCAGAGCAGACUCAUAACAUAAUCUCUGCAGACAUAUAGAUAUACAAAGUUAGGUUUGAAGCUACUAAAUGUGGAAUUCCUGCAACAAGAGAACUGAACUGAAAAUAUUACUUAAGAGUGUCCAGUUUUCUGUAUGCUUGUUCUUAUUGUGAAAAAUACCUUAAGCAUGUCCACAUGGUCAAAGAGUAGAGUCAGGUCACAAUCACUCCAUCAACUGAAAAUGGUGCUGAUGUUGCUGGUCUUCAGACAUACUUAUGUGUCGCUUUGUCAGUCUGUAAAAUCUCUCUACUUGUCUAUAAAGGGUUCCUAUCCUUCAAGUCCCUGUCAUUAGUGCUGCUGUUCUGUAUCAUUCUCCAAAUAAAGAGCUCAGAGACCUGGUUCACGGCCACAGCUCCUCUCGAAGCUUUUCUGCUGGUUUUGAUAUUUCAAUUUAAAACAGGGUCAGGGUAAUGCAGUUGAAUGUAAUAUUAGACCACUCUUUGUUUAUCCCUACCUGAUAAAACAUCAAGCGAAAAUGUCUUGAGAACUAACCAACAAUCAUCCUCAGUUAUGCCAAAAACUCAAGACUUAAAAUUAGGAGAUGAAGUGAUGAAAACAUGCUCCACGAGUCUAAAAGGUUUUCAAAUGUUAAAAGGAUAGACCUCAUGUACAUGAAACAAUUUUUGAUUUAAAAAUCACUGACGACAAGUGAUUUUCAUUUACAAAUUGUUUGUCAUUCAGGUCCCUUAUUUUACUGUUCCUCUGUCUAUAAAGGUUUUCAAAUUGAAGGGUGUCAUUUACACACAAUCAUUCUUAAUUUUGAUUUGAAAACAGUGAAUUUAUUCAGAUCCCUGACUUGAUUCUGUUCAGAGAUUGAAAUCAGGGAGGAAAGAUGUCCAUGCACAGAUCUGUUUUAUUAUUAAUCACAGUUCUUUUUCUGCACUGAGCAGCUGUGAACCAGCAGCCAUGUUUGUUUAAUGACCUUCUUCAGGGAACGUGGUUUCACUCUCUGUGUCUUCACAGAUCACUGUGUUUGAGUGCCCCCUGGGGGCUGAAUCACUUCAACAUAUCCGUCUUUCUCUGAGUAAGCUGGUUAGAUAGAUCUCAAAGCCCCAGUAAGAGAUCUCAGGAAUGAUGAGGGGGCUAUCACCUAUACUGUUAGCCCAGACUGUCUGUUUAACAGAGUGUGCUUACAGAAAAGGGGGUCUUAAUCACAUCAGGGGUGUAUUUAUCAGAAAAAAAGGAAGAUCACCAUUGGUCAGACUGUAAAAAUGGAAAAAAAAGUACUAGAGUCUAAGGACUGAAAAUGACACACCUACUGUAAAGGAAGAAUGAGCAGGUCAGAUACACUUACCUCAUAAAAAAGCCACAGUCGUAGCUCUGAGGCUGCUUGUUCACCCUCAGGCUACAGGGUUUCCUCCAGGAUUUUUUGAAACUGCGGGGGAAAGCUUUGCCCCCACCCACCCACCACCACUACCACCACCAAACCCUGAACUCCAAAUAAACGUCUAUACAUAAAUUACUUAUUUAACACUAACAAAAUUUAGCCUGUCUAAUGGCACAAUUUGCAGCCAGGCUGAGAGCACUUCAUUUAAAACAUGUUAAUAUUACACUUGCCAGGGUACUCAUCAAUAUCUCUGAACAUGAGGACAUAAAGUCAUAAUAAAGUCAUGAAUAUUAAACCUCUCUGUUAUCUUCUGUCUCCCCACUCUCCCCCUCAGGUUCCCUCCUCUUCCUCUAAAAAUAUUUUAAUAUUGGCUUACUCAUGUGAAAAUGCAACCGAGAAUGAGUCAUCAUAGAAAACCUCACGUCGUUCUGUUUUUCCAAACGUAACUGUAACAUAAUCUGAGGAAGACACAUGAAGGCGAAACUUGGUAUCAUUAACGUUAAACAUUGCAUUAUUACCAUUAAGGGAGUGCAGCCGGUCAUUUCCAUGAAGUAAUAAUCAUCAUAAUAAUCAUUUUGUACUGCAGACGCGGUAGUUCUCCUGCCUUAGCGUCUUGGUCUAAUUGCAUUUCCAUUAAGUAAUAAUCAUAAAUGUUUUUCCUUAAGCUGCGAAACUGCACUCGGUGUUUGACUCAGGGCUUCCCCACAACAAGCGGCUGCUGGAAGAGAGUGUGAAAGUUGUGUUUGGUCUCCUUUCUGCCAGGCAAAGCUAAAAAGAUUUUUGAUGGUUAGUACUACAUGCCGGGACCAUACAUGCGCUGACGAUGAAAUUAGGGAUGUGUGGGGUUGUAGUGUGUAUUGCUAUCAUGUGGCCGUUGUUGAAGUUGGUAUAACUAGAGAAGUAAGCAGUUGGCAACAUUCAUCUCUCGAGGGGUUGUCUAACUCAGUGUUAUGGCGUGUUUGACCAUAAUUUAAAUUUACGCCGGAAUAUCCCUCUCGGAGGCCAGCCGCACAGCAUUUAAGCAUCCAGGGCAGAUGCCGCUUCCUCGUUCCUGUAACGCUUGAGCUCUUUCUGAGUGACAAGAGAUAAGCAGGGCUUUUGUCUACCUGAGAAGGGCUUUAUCUGCCUAAGCAGGUCUUUGUUUACAUUAAUAGGUAUGUUUCUAUCUCAGCAGGUCUUUGUCCAUCUAAGUUGGUCUCUGUAUUUCUGAGCAGUUGUUUUUUUACACAAGAAGGUCUGAUUUCUACCUAAGCAUGUCACUAUCUAUGUAAGCAGGUCUGUUUACAUGAGAAGAUCUCUCUCUGCCUCAGUGGGUCUUUGUCCACAUGAGCAGGUCUUUAUCUACCUGAGAAGGCCCUCUUCUGCCUGAGCAGGUCUCUGUCUACAGAACUAGGUCUCUACCCUAGCAAAACUUUUUUUUCUUCACCUGAGCAGGUUAUUGUUGACAUGAGUUGUUUUUUUUAUAACCUGAAAACCUGCUUUCUACACAAGCAGGUCUUAAUCUACCUGAGCUGGUCUCUAUCUACCUGAGAACGUUUCUAUAAACGCUAUAAAAAGAUAAAGUUUAUCUUUACCUACCUAAGCAAGUUUCUUCCUUCCUAAGUGGCUCUAUAAGCACCAAAGCAGGUCAUUGUCUACCUGCGCAGGUCUUCUUUUACCUCACUGAUCUCUUUCUACACAAGCAGGUCUUUACCUGCUUUAGCAGUUCUUUUCUACAGGAGCAGGUCUCUGUCUACUUUAGCAAGGUUUUUAUUCACCUUGGAUUGUCUCUUUUUACCCGAAAAGGUCUCUAUUUACAUAAGCUGGACUAUAAUCUUCUUGAGUUGGUCUCUAUCUACCAAAGCUGGUCUUGACCUGCCUGAAAACGCCUCCUUCCAUCUAAGGAAGAUGCUAUCUACCAGAGUAGUUCUCAAUCUACCCUGAGAGAUGUCCAUCUACAUAAGAUGGUCUAUUUUCUAGUUGAGUAGGUCUCUACACAAGCAGGUCUAUAUUCACCUGAACAGAUCUACAUCUAUCUGAGCAGGUCUCUAUCGACAUUAGCAGUUCACUCAACACCCAGUUAGGUCUCUAUCUACCUGAGCAGGUCUUGGUCUAUCUGAGCAGGUCUGUAUCUACAUGAGCAGGUCUCUUUCCACAACUGCAGGUCUUUGUCUGCCUUAGCAGUUCUCUUUCUACCUGAGCAGAUUAUUAUCUACUUGAACAGGCCCUGGCCUAUCUGAGCAGGUCUGUAUCUCCCUGCAGGUUCAAGCCAAACUAAGUUGAGUUCAGGAAGUGAAGCUCUUUGGUCAGUCAGCGUGUAGCUCUGUCUGUCUCCACUGUGAGGCAUCAGAGCAGGAAAAUGACUGAGUGUUGUUGUCAGUCAGAAAUCUGUCUGUUCAGUGGUGUCCAGCAGGAUAAACAAAGUCACCUGACACUGUGCUCAAACACCAGCAUUUGGUAAGUAGCAGGUGGUUAAUUUCCAUUCCUGGCUCACCGUGAUAGGUGAACUUUGACCCUCAGUGAGCAUGUGCAGCAGUCUGUCCUGGUUCUAUCAUACUCACAGCAAGUUUUCAGUGGUUUUUAUUUAAUGAGUAACUCACUCAAUACCAUCAUCUCUCACAGCGUUAGCACAACAAUAAAGAAAUAAUCAUUCCAUCAGGCACCCCUCAUUAGGUUGUGAAAAUUCUACUUCCCAUCCUUGGUUAACUAUAACUCCUCUUGUUGCCUCUGAUUAGGGAUGUCCCGAUCCAAUAUUGAUAUAGGAUAUCAGUCUGCUAAAAAACGAAUAUAGGAUUAUAUCGGCCUGCAUCUAAAAUCUCUGAUAUCAGCACUCUGAUACAAGCAGUCCAUUCCAGACUCCGCUCUGGCACCUUUAUCUAGCAGAGCCAUAAUCCAGCAAGCAGACCUCAUGUGAUCACAACAACGGCGUGUACUGAGGUACUAACAAAGUAGCAAGGAGUAGGAGUGAUGUCGGCUGUAUGGCAGAGUUUUUGGUCUAACUCCGAGAAAGAUGUUGCAGCUGAGUGCAAAACUUGUCAUGCACAAGUUUGUGUCAAUAUCAGAUCAAUGUCGUUAUCGAUAACUACUGAAGGCUACAAUACCGCUAUUGUAUCAGAAGUAAAAAAGUUGUACUGGGACACCCCCUACCUCUGAUUUCCUGUUUUUAAAGUUUGACUGGUUUGUGUUCAUCAGGUGAUCACUAAAUACACUGUGUGUGUGUGUGUGUGUGUGUGUGUGUGUGUGUGUGUGUGUGGUCUCUGAUUAUUGGACAUAUGGUUUAACUGGCUAAAUGUUGAUAGUUGAGACAGUGAUGUGAGCUUUCUUUAUUACCGCCGUGUCUAUUUAAGUAUUUGAAGGGUGUGAUUGGUUGAUACAGCCCUGACCUCCACCCACACCUCCGCCUCAGGAUAAACACAAGCUGUGAUGCUGCAGACGAGUCAGACUCUGCGGUAAACCUAAAGACCGAGAAGCAUCUGCUGUUUUAUUCACACAAGCAUUCACCACAUGGACAUGUGUUCAGGUGCCGAUUUACUUUUGGCCACUUUAAAAGUUAGCCGUCCUAAAAGAGCAAAACACCGGUCUGAAAGUAGAGCUUGGUGGAUGUCGAAGUCAAACAGUUUUGUCAACUUGUGCUACUCUUAAUAUUAAUAGUUUUUAAGUUUUAAAGAGGUUUCUGUGGGCGGCGUCAAAUCAUGAUAAAAUAUUUUUAAAGAGGGGGUAAUAUUUUUCAGAAUCUAUACUUCCUUUCUGAUACCUCUUUAAUAGAUUUACAUGACUUUCAGGUCAAAAAAGCCUUGUGUUUCCCAAAAAACCUUUUUGAGCAGUUUAUAUCUAUUUUCUAGGAUUAUUACGAUGUUCUGAUACCUUGAGAUUUGAAAACUUGUGUGGACACCAUCUAGUAUGGACACAAUACAUUACAACUUUGCAUUUUGCGUUGUAAAUGUGGAAAAGCAUAAUACUCCUUCUGAUCUCCAUACCAAUGCAAUUAAUGAGCAGCCUUACCUGACGAUGAGUUUGGUGUGGAAGGAUGAGGAAAGGAUGGAAAUGUAAAACCAAAUGAUGUUUCACAUUUAUAAAAAAGACAAACUGUGCAGCAGAGAUCAGGGAAGCUGCAGUGUAACCUGAAGUGGAUUAAAAACUGUGUGGGAGCGCUGAGUGUUUAAACAGCUUCACAUGGUUUUAGUGGAGCAUGUGGGUGUGUGUAUGUGUAUGUUUGAGUGUUUAUGUGUGUGUUCUGCAUCUUUAUUGCCUCAUUUCUCCAUCUCACGAGUCAGGACAAACCAAAAGGAGACUGAAUCAUGUGCAGAGCUGAAUUCCUGAACGCCAACAUGUGCAGGGCUAAAAGCGGAGCUGCCACUGCCUCUGUCUACACGGAGCUACAGUACGUUAAUAGCAAAGGGCUCAUGGCCCAGAUCAAGAGGAAGAAGAUGAUCGAAAUGUUGUUCUGGACGCCUUUAUACAAGAAGUUUGGUCUUACUUAUAACAAAAAAAAAGGCCGAUCCUCCAUCAGCCCUUAUCAACAAUGACAAAACUCUGCAACCUCAUCCUCAUCUAUCACCGCUGGAAAAUCAGGAGCAGCAGCCUACACUUACUACAAUACCAGAAGUUUUCCAUAAAAAAUAAAGGUUUUCCCAAAUGCUCAAGGUUAGGGAUGUAAACUUAGGCUACUCAACAAAAGUUAAGGUUAUCAAACUGCAAGAACCAGAAAUCUGGUCUGGAAAGACCAAACGCCGAUGGAUAGAGAAAAUAACAAUAGGGGAAAGGCAUAGAAGAAUCUAAAAAUACGCUUGGCUUAACAUCCAACAGCAGCUUUUGUUUAUGUAACAUUUAAUAAAGCCCUGCAGCCUUCACUGUCAAACACACUACUGCCAACAUGGGCACAGUAAAUGCAACUAGAAAAUUCCCUCUGGGGAAUUUCGAAAGGGCCACGGGGGGCUACUGCUGGGGUGUGUACAUGAUGAUGAGAUUCUUCAGAGAUUUCACAUAAUUUAUACUGGUAAUAUUGUGGUAUUACAUACACUCACAACAAAAUUACCUUUUUAAGUAUUUAUUUAUACAACAAAAAACAGAGCUGGAGCAGUCGACGUUUGGAAAAAUGUAAUAAUUGCCAUUUUUUUAUUUUGGCUUGUCCCACUGAUUUCAAUGCAAACAGCGUGAAAAAUUCAUACACAAUAGAGAAAAGUAAUAGCACACAAAUCCCGAUCAAACUGCACGUUUUGAUAAAUUAUUUGUGCUACAACUCUCAAAGCUAUAGGACUAGUAGUAAAUUGAAAUUUGUCCAGGAAUAAAAAAAACAAACCCAGAAUAUAACAAUAGUGCAGCGGGGCAAAGCGCUAAGUGACCAUUGCUAACACAUCACUGUGGCCAUCAUUGCUACUAUCACUACAAAUACCAACGCAACCAUACCUGCAACAGCACUGCAUUACUGGGACCAUCACUGACAUUAUUACGGUUUCAGUUAGUGUCACUGUGAACUUAACAAAGACCAUCACUACAACCAUAAGCCUUUUGUCACACCUUAAAAAGUGAAAGCGACUGAUGAUUGACCAAAAACCAAAUACAGUUAUUCUGACAGAGCCUCCGGAUAGACACAGUGAAAAUGACAGCAGUUGGCUGUAGCUGUAACAGCUGUAAUGAUGUUAGGUAUCAGUUUUUAGUGUUGAAGGUAUCAAUGGAAGGAGCGGGUUGGUUUAGGGUUCCACAGAGACCUGUCAGUGAGGGACUAUUUUCUGAAUGAAUUCCUAAGACUGACGGCAGUAGCCAUGAGAGGAUCCGCUGUGACUUCUUGGACGGGUUAACAGCUGAUUAAUAAAAGUGUUACUGAUGGCUGAAGUGAGCAUCAACUCAUCAACUCACCCUCCCUCCCCCCAGAGCCUCAGCCGCUCUGCUCAGGGCUGAAGAUCCAGAGUGUGGAAAUAUGACCUCAUUCUGCCAAAUCCACCGCAGGAGCUCAGCUGACGAACAACUUUUAAAAUUGAUAUUGAUUCUCUCUUCACUGGCGAUCCCUGUUUGAUGGUUUGAUCCUGACUGUGAAAUAAAACAAGAGAAUAAACUAUCAGUGAACAAUACAAUACAACACUAGAACUUUAUUGACCCCCAAAGGGAAAUUUGUUUGUCUGGUAUCUCAUGUCAUCUACUAUAAAAAGAAGAAUUAAGAAAUCUGAUGGCUGGGGUACAAAAGAUCUUCUGAAUCUCUCCAUCCUGCGGUGAAGAGAGAGGAACCAUCUACAACAGUUGUCUUUUGGUCCAUCGAGGUGUUAUAAAGAGGAUGAUCCAUGUUCUUUAGAGUAACCUUCACUCUCCUCAGUGUGCAUCUCUCCAUCACAUCCUCCACUGAGUCCAGCUUGAUUCCAACAACAGAACUAGCUUCUUUCGCCAUUUUUUUUUUUUUAAUCAUGGAGAACAUCCCACGGAACUUCAGUCGUUGCCUUAGGUGGGAUGUAUACAAGUAUUGUGUACGACCAUAUGACUGAAGUCUCUUGGAAUAUAAUAUGGCCAAAGAGCAACUGCCCACAGUUCAGUAUCUGGACACCACAACUUCUUCUAGGCAGUUAUGUGUGAAGGAUUACUCCUUCUCUGAUUUAAAAAUAAAGCCAGACCUCCUCCUUUCUUCUUGCCACUAGCUUUAGCAUCUCUGUCUGACCUUUUGAGAGUGAAGCCAGGUAGAUCCACACUGGAGCCCGAGUUGUUUUGAUUCAACCAGGUUUUAGAAGAACACAGGAGAGCGCACUCACAGUACACUUUCUCAGUCUUCACCAAUAUCUCCAACUAAUCGCUUUCAUAGGGCAGAGAGUUGACGUUUCCCUUGAUGACUGUUGGAAGAAAGGGUUUGUAUAUCCAUUUCAAAGCCUUCAACUUUGCCUUCAACUUUGCACCAGCCCAGCAACCAUGAAAACACCUCCGGAUGUCUGGUGGAUUAAAUGUUGUCCAGAUUUGCUAUGUGUCAGAAAAAUAAGCUCCUCUCUUGAAUAAACUCUUCACCCAGCAGAAGUAUCCAUCAGUAGAAAAGAAAAUAGAGUAAAAAUUGCAGAAAAUUCAGAGAGACCAGACUUCGCUGCUACUUGGUUGACCACAGGUUCCAGAAAAAAAAGGUGUCCUCAAUAACAGAUCACACCACAACUCUCGCAUUGAUUAGAAUGUAAUUAUCAUGACAGCGCGGGUUAGUACUUCAAAAAAGAAAAGAAUAAAUUAAUGGAAAUACAGAUAUAAACACCUCAGCAAAGAUGAUAAAUGACUACAAAUCCUAUAACAUAAAAAAUAAAUGUAAGUAUAAAAUUGCUCCUCCAUCUAUUGUCUCUCAUUUUUACAUCUUUGUAUCAUUUGUCAUCCUCUCCCCACCAGGUGGGCUGUUUCCUCGGGGGGCUGAUCAGGAGUACAGUGCGUUCCGGGUGGGGAUGGUUCAGUUCGGGAUGACAGAUUUCAGACUGACUCCUCACAUCGAUAACCUGGAAGUGGCGAACAGCUUUGCCGUCACAAACUGCUGUAAGUAAAACUCUGAGAUGUUCUCAUUGAUCUAAAUUCAAGCUCUCAGUUACAGGUGAGGAUGUUAUUGUUAUUGUACCUGUUGUUGCAGAGAUGGUUUUACGAUUCAUUUGUAUAAUAUAGUAAAAUAAAUCCUGAGGAGGUGUAUCCAUGUACAGACCCUUUACUGCAUGCUGUCCAUCCUAAUCACUUCUUUAAUAAUAAAGAAAUAAAUUAAUAUAUUUAUCAAUGAACAGUGUUUGGUUUGAGUCUGUCACAGAUCAGACUUCAAAUCUAAAUACUUAAUUUAUUUAGAGGGUGACUGUGUUUUCUAAAGUCUGUCUGAAAUUAGACUUUAAAUGAUUCGAUGUUCGUAUGGUAGUGGAAGUGGGUCAGAGAUACGUGCUGAACCUGAUUCUAUGCAUGCAGCCUCUUCCUCCUCCCCCUCCUUCCUCCCCCUCCUCCUCCUCUUCAUCAGAGCAUGAUGUAAUGAAGGCUUCAGGCUCAGCGUUUCGCUAUUUAAGUUCACUGUACCGCCAUGAUGCAUGCAGACCUCUGCUGUUUACACUGUUGUUCUGCACCUGAUACACACACACACGGACACACACAAACACACUCACACACUGUGCUCUGCAAACCACAUGUGGCCUCAGAAAAGAUCAAAGUAAAAAUGUAAAAUCAGAAUCUGGAGGUUUAAACUGUUAAGAUAUUUUCUAAAUCGUCUGAAUGAAAAAAUAUUUCCGCUCUGAGUCCAGACAUCUUAAUUCAACACCAGACCACAUCCGGAGUUUAUUAUCCCCUUUCAAGAUAUCAGAAUGAGUCUGCAGACAAGAGAGAGGGCACAGACAAAAUGAAGAAGGUUUCAGACAACAGAGAGGGCAGAAAGUCUCCUGAGAGCAGUUUACAUUUAAAAUCUGGAAAUAUUUCUCUCUGUGUGAUUGUAGCUUGUGCCAUAUUUUACACAGAAAGAUAAAAAGGGAGCUUUUGUCUCAGAGUGAAGAUCAGGGUCAUUAAAGUAGGACGACUAAAAAAAGCAGCAGACUCAGAGACUUCUGUCUGUCCACUGGAAUAAAAACAGAUCCAGUGUUACAGCAAACAGUUUCCCUUUUUUUAAUCAAACACUAAAAAACAAGAUUUUAUUUUUUGUCAAACUUUUCUGUUUGAAAUACUUUCAUUUUUUUUCUAUAUGCGACUUUACUAUUAAAACAUCAGAAAAACAGUCUCACCUUUAAAAUGUCCAGGACAAGGAUCAAUGAUAGGCCAAUGCCUACAUUACCCUCAACCCUCCACUGUCAGAAAAAAACAACUCUCAGCAGUCUAUACUCUCUCACCAGUGAAUAAAGUAAAGCUGAUUAGUUGUUAGGCAGAUGCUACUCCCUCGUGUUGUGAGGCACGCUCCACGUCUUCCAAUACGAAAGAGCCCAAACAAAGUUAGCGUGUUAUAAUAUCAGACAGUAGAAAGCAACCAGAAAGUACGGAAAACACAAGCAAGAAAACAAAGGAUGGCUCAUUGAUUGAUUGAUUGAUUCAAUGAUUCUCUGCUCUCCUGUGCCCCCAAAGCUCUUGUUGUUUUGUAAAAUUUGUGAAAUUUGCUGUUCUCUCAGUUUGUUCGCAGUUCUCUCGUGGCGUCUAUGCCAUCUUUGGCUUCUAUGAUAAGAAGUCCGUGAACACAAUCACGUCUUUCUGUGAGACGCUGCACGUGUCCUUCAUCACGCCGUCUUUCCCCGCUGAAGGAAUGAAUCAGUUCGUCCUGCAGAUGAGACCAGACAUUAAAGGCCCGCUGGUUUCUCUGGUGGAGUACUACAAGUGGGAAAAGUUUGCUUACCUGUAUGACAGCGACAGAGGUGAGGAGAGUCCAGCUGUGAGAAUCAGGAAGGCCAAAGGCCGGAUGGUUCAGUGGUAUUUUUGUUUUGAAGAACCAAGUUACCUGCAAACAGUUCUGAUUUUAUGCUACGGUGAAUUUAGAAAGAUGCUCAUGAAGUUUUGUUCUGGGUUUCAGGUCUAUCGACUCUUCAGGUCAUCCUGGACACUGCAGCAGAGAAGAAGUGGGUUGUCACCGCCAUCAACGUGGGAAACCUGAAAGACGAGCGAAAAGACGAGGCGUACCGCUCCUUGUUCCAGGUACUAAUGUUCUGCUUCUACUACAUGCUGCAGCUUUAAAUCAUCUGCUUAUAUCCCAACAUGCUCUUGUUUUUAGUAACGAAACACUGAAUAAAGAAAUAACCCUAAAAAAUGUCUUUGAUAUUUGAUCCUUAUUUUUCAUUACUGUCCUCUGAUCAUGUUACAUUUUCACCAAGUGAUAACCCCAACCUCUAUAGACUAGUUCAUGGUUUUUACUCUGGUUUCUUACAUUUGUGGCUGAUAUUUCAGGGUCUUGCGAUGUUUUUACAGAUCUCUCUCCAUGUCAAACUGGCUUCUUAAACACUGGCAGCCUGGACAUUGUUACAGUUUCUGUAUUUUUUUUUUUAAUUUUUUUUUUUUUGUUGCAUUUUUAGGAUUUGGAGAUCCGUAAGGAGCGACGCAUCAUCCUGGACUGUGAACAGGACAAAGUCAGAGACAUCAUGGAGCAGGUUCCUCAGACUUUUCUUUGAAUCUUAGCGUGAAGAAUUUAACCGUUUAGGACCAGAAAUAACUGCAUUUCAGGAGAGUUUCUGUAUUCAAUGGGAAUCACCAGAAAGUAAGAUAUGUAGUAAAAAUGUUUCUCGGGAAUAAAUCUUUUCUCUGUUACUGACUCAUUUUGUUCUUUGUUCUCUGCAGGUGAUCACCAUUGGUCGUCAUGUAAAAGGAUACCACUAUAUCAUCGCUAACCUGGUGAGUCCCUCUCACAGUUUCUACCCCUAUUAUUAGAGCAUUAUCAAAACUUGUUUCCUGUUUCAAACCUGUUUCUAGGUCAGGACAGUUAGCUCAGAUUAGAGAGGUAUAAUUUGGAUAUGACAGGAAGUUCUAAAUAGAAACUUUCACAUGGACAAGAAUACAUACAUACAAACAUAAGAUCAUACAUACAAAAAUGAACACAAACUUACAUACACUUACACUGGCUCCCUGUACAGCACAGAAUUAAUUUUAAGCUUUUAUUAUAUUUUUUAAAAGCCUGAACAAUCUUUCUCCACCUUACAUUUCUGAGAUGCUCCAGCCUUAUUGCCCACCCCGACCCCUGAGAUCAGCCGAUCAGCUGCUACUGGCGGUCCCAAAUACAAGGCUGAAGCUCAGAGGGGACAGUGUGUUUGCUGCUGCUGCCCCGAAGCUCUGGAAUGAGUUGCCCUUGAAAAUCAGACAGGCCUCCUCCUUUCCUGUUUUUAAAUCCCUUUUAAAAACACACUUUUACUCCUUGGCUUUUGAAACUUUUAGUGUUAUUUUGUUUUUUAUCAUUUUAGCACCUGCCGUGAGUCUGCUUAUUUAUUUACUUAUUUAUUCCCUUGCAUUAAUGUAUUUCUGCUUGCUUUAUCUUGUUCUUUGACUGUGUUAUUUGUUUUUAAUGUGUCAUUGUACAGCACUUUGGCUACCCUUGUGGUUAUUUUAAAUGUGCUAUAGAAAUAAAGUUGAUUGAUUGAUUGAUUGAUUGAUACAGACUAUCAAACUGACAUACAUACAGCAUACAGAUAGAUGGGAACACACAUGCAUGAACAUACCAACCGACAGAUGCAUACAAACAUAUUAAGCACAUUAUUAUUUUGAUCUUAUUCUGUAUGUAGGUGAUGUUGUUGAUCUGGAAAAUUGUGUUUUUAGUUUUAACUAUUCUUUUGUUGAUCUGGAUAAUCCUGUAAUUGUCCUUAAUUAUAUGGACCUGACUUGUUUUUUUACUCUGUUUCUGAUCUCGAUGCUCUUGUCGCUGAUUUUUAGGAUCUUGUUUUAAUCUUGUUUCAGGGGUUUUUAGAUGGUGACCUCUCUAAAAUCCAGUACGGAGGAGCAAAUGUUUCCGGCUUUCAGAUCGUAGAUUUUGAUGAUCCCGUGGUGGCGAAGUUUGACCAGCGAUGGGAGGCUCUGGAGGAGAAAGAAUAUCCUGGAGCGGAUUCUCGGAUCAGAGUAAGGUUUUAGGACACUGCUGUGAAUGGUGGUGCUCCACUAUCCUCAUUUAACAUGUAUUCUUGCAAGACGUACAGAUUUUUCUGAAUGUUUUUCCGGUCCUUUCUUGAUGAUCAUUCAUUUCACUCGUUCUCGUGCCCCCCCCCCCCCCCCACUUUUGAAAUCAAAAUUUCGUCCAUGCCCUCAUCAAAACCCACAUGUUCAAAUCUGUUUUUAAUUGUUGAUUAAAUUUUUUCAUCUGUAUUUACUGUCUUUGUAAUGUGUUGUUAUUCCAUUCACUACUGUGUUUUCUUCAUCUUAAAGUGUCUUUGAGUUCCAUGAAGUUCAUGUUAUAAAUAAAAUAAUAAUUAUUAUUAUUGUUAUUACAACUAUUGUCUCACUAAGUAAAAAAAGACUGGAUCCAUACGUUCAUUUAAGAGGAUCAGAGUCAGAGAUACUGAGUUUCUCGCACACAGCUCUAAAAGAGUUCUGUCCUUGUCCUCAGUACACCUCUGCCCUCACCUACGACGCCGUCAAUGUGAUGACCGAGGCCUUUCGCUUUCUUCACAAGCAGAGGAUAGACAUGAGUCGCCGUGGCAACAGUGGGGACUGUCUGGCCAAUCCCGCGGUGCCAUGGGCUCAGGGGGUGGAGAUUGAACGAGCCCUCAAACAGGUAAACACGAAAUCACACUCAUGGACAGUUAAAAACCAGAUCAGACCCAUGGUCAGGUAAAAACCAGAUCAGACCCAUGGUCAGGUAAAACCUAAUCAAAUCCUCAUUCAGGUAAAUGAAAGCUGAAACCUAUGUAUGUUGGGUUUUUCGUUUGUGGGUUCUGGUUCAGCUGUGUGUCCUAUUGUCUCUGGUGAUAAGCUGACCCUUUCAGGUUGAACUAUUACUCAUUUAUACGUGUGUGUGUGUGUGUGUAUGUGUGUGUGUACGUGUGUGUAUGAAGGUGCGUGUUGAUGGUCUCACAGGUAAUAUCCAGUUUGACCAGUAUGGGAAGAGGAUAAACUACUCAGUGACAGUUAUGGAGCUGAAGAACAAUGGACCAGUGAAGGUAACAACUUACCAGCAGGUCAUGCAUGGUUAGCAUGUUAGCUCAGUGCUCAGUUAGGUAUACAUAACAUUUGUGUGUGUGUGUGUUAGAUUGGAUACUGGAAUGAGGUGGACAAGAUGGUGGUGACGAAGUCAGAUCUUUACCCAAAUGACACCAUGGGGAUGGAAAACAAGACAGUCAUCGUUACAACAAUCCUGGUAAAUAUAAACAGAGCAUGUGAUCACUGUCUCCAUGACGUCUAGUGGGGGGAGUUUCCAUGCCAUCCAGUAAGUGACCAAGGCUCUAUAGCUGUGUCUCAAUCCUGGGGGGGGGGCAGCAUUUAGAAGACCCAGGUCAAGGCCCUGGUUUUGAAAGACCAGGUAUUUUAAGGGCAGAGUUAUUAGAGAACCUGGCUUUCAAAGGACCAUGCAUUUAAUGGCCAAAUUAUUAGAGGACCCGGCUUUUGAAGGGCCAGGAUUUCAGAGGCCCUAUUCUUACAGGAUUUAGCUUUUGAAGGUCCAGAUUCCCAAAGAGCCCUUGUUUUUUUUAUAUGGACCAGGGUUUUUAGGACCAUAUUUUAAAAAAAACAGGCUUUUGAAAGAUCAGGUUUUUAAGGACCCUGUUCUUUCAGGACCUUGUCUUUGAAGGACCAGAAUGUCAAGAGCUUUUGAAAGAAACAGCUUUUGAAGGAUCAGGUUUUCAAGGAUUCCCAUCUUAAAGGACCUUUGAAGGAUCAGGCCUUUGUGGCCUCUGCAGACCAGUUGAUUAAAGACAUUCCUGUCUCUCGUCAGUCCUGACAAGGGCAACAGGAAGCGCAGCCCUUGUCAUCUAGCAACAGAUGUCUACAGAGUAAAUUAGUUUGCGUAGUUAUGCUGUGUUCCAGUUGUACUUAAAAGUUAGGAUUUCCAAGCUCCAAGUCGGAAAUUCAUCUGGAACGCCCCCCUGAAGUCGUAUUUCCAACUCGGAAAGUCGGACGAUCCUCACCAACCCCAACUUGACGACAACGCCAUAAUCCAAGAUGCAUCAAGUAAAGACAGUAAAGAGUAACAGUGGAAGCUCUCGUAAUGUGUUUUUUAUUAGCACUUCCGUUUGUUUUUGUAAAAUUAAAUAAGUGGUAUAUGUUGUACUGCCCAACAUCUAACUGUGAACACGGUGCUAUGGCGUUUGUAAGAGUGAAAUACUGUGUUAUGCGUUUCUUACAACUGGUAUAGCUAACAACAGCUAACAACAGCUGACAACAGCCAACAACAGCUGACAACCACUAACACAACGGGCUAACGACAGUUGACAGUUGUAAACAACAGCUCACAACGGCUAACUGUACGCGUUCAUCUUGGUUCUCCGACUUGUUUACUGGAACGCCGUCAACUCGGGUGUAACAUCAUUCCCAGCUCCAACAUCCGACUUCUGAGAUAACUGGAACGCAGCAUUUGCAUCAUGUCCUUAAACAUCGUCCUCAGCCUUUCAAAGAUAACAUCAAAGUCUUCAUCUGCUUCAACAUUUGAACAGCUCGUCAAAGAGUUAAAACAAGCACUUAUACUUAUCUGCUGUCUCGUUUGAAUCGGCAUGUAAAGCAUCAUGGGAUGGAUGUACCUAAUGGAGCUUUCAUGGCCUGAGAAAAGUAGGACACAUUUGUAGAGCACACUAAAAGGAGCCUUUAAAGCCUGGAACAAGGCGCUGUGAAGCUUUUGGCCUCUGGAUCUAAACGCAGCUCUGAUAACAAUCACACUUUUCCAUAAUUUUUCUGUUUUGUCCUGACUUCUUAAUCAGUUUUAACGGGUUUGAAUAAGUGACUGUAAAAUCAGAACAGUAAAUGAAUAAAAACACUGAGGGUUUCUGUAGCUUCUGUUCAGGAAAAAAUCUCUAAAAUAUGAGACGGGUGAGAGCGUACCAUCAGACACCUGCAGGGGAGGGGCGAAGGAACAGGUGUAUGUGGUAACACAGCCAGGUAAACUUCAAAUGACAGCAACAAGCACUUUAUUACUGUGUGUAUGUGUGUUUGUGUGUGUAGGAAGCCCCCUAUGUGAUGCUGAAGAAGAAUGCUGAGCUGUUUCAAGACAACGAUCGUUAUGAAGGUGAGUUCACUCUACAGGUGUGUUCCUAGUUGUUUCUCUCAUUAAAUAAAAAGAUAAUCAUUAUAUUUAUCACUCUAACCCAUCCCUAUAUGAUGUAUGCCUGUUUUUAUGUGUGUUGCAACAGGUUAUUGUGUUGACCUGGCUGCUGAGAUUGCAAAGCACUGUGGGAUACGCUACCAGCUAAGAAUUGUUGGAGAUGGCAAAUACGGAGCCAGAGAUGCAGAGACCAAAAUCUGGAAUGGCAUGGUUGGAGAGCUGGUUUAUGGGGUAAAACCUAACACACACACACACGUAGUGUACUGUAGGUGAUGUAGGCUACUGGUGUCAGUUAUGAAUAUGUAGGUGUGAUUUAAGGAGUACAGAGAGGAAAGAAACACCAAGACCUCAUCAGGUGGGUUGGGUUGAGUCACAUGACCCCAUCAGCCAGUAUUGGCAUUAAUAUGACACUUUCAUCCCGAGAGCUCAGACCAGCAUUAAGCCAGGCUGCAGUAGUACGCUAGACUUUCUACUGCUGCAGAGGAUGUAAUAGUGGAGGAUUUCUAUGUUGGAUGUAGGGGUGGUUUUGCUGUCGUUAGGAGGCCUGCUCUGUUUCUGAACCUGUAGUAAAACAGCCUUUGUCUGCUGAAAAUCUCCAGAGAGGAAGUGAUGAUUUCCAUCUUUAGAACACCUUGUUACCUUGCUUCCUCAAAAGUGGCACAGCAGAUUUGGUAAAUGAUUGUCUUAUUUCUCCCUCAUUCUGUCCUUUUGUCCAUCAGAAAGCAGAUAUUGCUGUUGCUCCACUGACCAUCACUCUGGUUCGAGAAGAAGUGAUAGAUUUUUCCAAACCCUUCAUGUCUCUGGGAAUCUCCAUUAUGAUCAAGAAACCUCAGAAAUCCAAACCUGGAGUCUUCUCCUUCCUGGACCCGCUAGCCUAUGAGAUCUGGAUGUGCAUCGUCUUUGCGUAUAUAGGCGUCAGUGUGGUUCUCUUUCUUGUGAGUAUGGCUCUCUGUAGACUUAUAUGUUCAAAUGUACCAUGUACACAGAAUGGUUUUAAAGUGGAGUUUUCUUUAAUUAACUAAGAAUUUCAGGGUGAAAGGUGGAGUUAAAGGUGAGGUUAGGUUAGUUAAAAGUUUAAUGGUUCACUAUGUCCUAAAAUAUGAAACUUCUAAUCUAUUUUUGCUGUAGGCGUUGUUCCUCAUGUAAAAUCCGAACUGUCCCUCUGGGGUUGGGGAUUGUACGUCAUAUACAUGCUUUAACUGAUAUGAGUGUUUUAAUAGGUUUCAAGAUUCAGCCCUUAUGAGUGGACGUUGGAGGAGCCAGAGGACGGAGCAUUGCCCCUAACGACAGAAUCUACCAAUGAGUUCGGGAUCUUUAACUCGCUCUGGUUCUCACUGGGUGCGUUCAUGAGGCAGGGCUGUGACAUCUCCCCCAGGUCAGUAUGAUGCUAAACAACAACUGUACACCAGAUCAUCUAUAUUUGAUUUCCAGUUUUGUCUGCAGUAUGAGAAGCUGUCGCUGAUGAACAUUUGCACGUCUUGUUUGAUAUGUGUUCAAAGUUUAUUUUUGGACAAACUGACGGCCUGAGUGUAUAUCUUUGCAUAUAUCUGUUUCUGUAUGUGAAUCCAUGUGUGCAUGCAGGUCUCUGUCAGGUCGGAUCGUUGGCGGCGUUUGGUGGUUCUUCACGCUGAUCAUCAUCUCUUCAUACACGGCCAACCUUGCUGCCUUCCUGACAGUGGAGAGGAUGGUGUCUCCCAUCGAGAGCGCUGAAGAUUUAGCCAAACAGACAGAGAUUGCAUACGGGACUCUGGACUCUGGAUCCACCAAAGAAUUUUUUAGGGUGAGGAGGCAUCAGCUUACACAGAGACGUGGUUUCAAGUGUCUUUUUGUCCCGCAGCUCUGUUUAGUGAACAACUAUUAGUGUAUUUGCAUGACCUGAAUCGUAUCUGCAGCUUUUCAGCCGUCUCUGUCAGACUGCAGGAUUGUGUUUAUUCAGGAUUUCAGUGUCCACUCUGUCUGCAGGAGGACUGUCACUGCUUUGAGCUCCUUCAUUGUGCAAUGAUGCAGCAGAGAAAACAGCCGAAACUUCUUCGAUGUAUUUCUUUAUUCUUUAAUUCUUCCUGGAUAUAGUAUUUGUGUGUUCAAGAAGUCCAGACUAAGUCCCACUGUUAUCUCGGUUCUUGUCCCUCUACAGCGCUCCAAAAUCGCCUUAUUUGACAAAAUGUGGCAGUACAUGAAAUCAGCAGAGCCCUCAGUCUUUGUGAAGAAAACCUCAGAGGGUGUCCAGCGGGUCCGGAAGUCCAAAGGGAAGUAUGCCUACCUGCUGGAGUCCACCAUGAAUGAGUACAUCGAGCAGAGGAAACCCUGUGACACCAUGAAAGUGGGAGGAAACCUGGACUCCAAAGGCUAUGGCAUUGCCACGCCCAAAGGAUCUCCAUUAAGGUGGGUGGAUCAGUAUAACAAUGCUAGCCAACCUGCCCUGCCAUGUAGCAUUCACACUACUAACCUGCUGCCUAGCUCAGUGCUGCCCCCUGUCCACACAGCCCAGAAUGCUGUGUGCUCCACUGUGUUUAUCAGUGUACUGUGUAUGUCUGUAAACUAUAGACAUCUGUAUACUGUAGAAAUCUGUUUACUGUAGACAUAUGUAUACUGUAAACAUAUGUGUACUGUGUAUAUCAGUGUACUGGAGAUAACCUGUAUAUUAUAGGUAUCUAUAAACUGAAGUUAUCCGUGUUCUGUACACUCUAAAGCUCAGAUGGUUGAGACAGAUAUCAGUCAGUGUCACUGCGGCCAAGUCCAGAGCUAAAGUCCCUCAUUCAGUCUUCUUUGGUCUGGAAACACCAGCUGGCUUCCAGCUGCUCAGUCUGGUGGUUUUUAGCCAAUGGGAGACCUGAGGUCAGAUUUACCUGUCAACACAAUUGACCGACAUAUGGGAACCCUGCCCAGUACAGUAGACCAGUAUAUGGGAACCCUCCCCAGUACAUUAGGCUAGUAUAUGGGGAACCCUGCCCAGUACAGUAGACCAGUAUAAGGGGAACCCUGCUCAGUACAGUGGACCACCACCGGGGGUGGUGUAGUCUGGUCCCAGGCCUCGGUGCCUGUUGGGUGUUGCAGUAUGUGAGUGUGAUGAAUGACACAUGGCAGCGUACUCGUUGUUAUAAUAAUCCACCUACCCUGAUGACAUCAUCUUUGUGGUUUGUAUCUUUACCAUGGUUACCACCCUGACCAACAGGCAGUGGUGGUUUCCAUGACGAUGGCUGGGGGCGAUGAUUCAGGUCUUAAAGCGAGAGCUUAGUAAUGCGGAUGAUGAUUAUAGUCAGUAUUUAUUUAUAGUUUAAGAGGUGGAUGUUGUGAUGAUCUGUGUUGCAGCGUCUCAGUUUAUCCUAACAGAUGAUUACCCUCUUUUUAACAAACUGAAACAUCAAUAUUGUUCAGAAAAUGAGCUCAUGGUGAUUCACUGUUAGCCACUGGUUCAUUUAUAUGUAUAUAUAUGUAGAUACCAAGUAUAGGGUGUAUGUAUGCAUACUUGUAUACAGGGUAAGUCAUUGGCUCACAGUAGGGGGCAGUAAAUGGUUCAGUUUGCUGGUGUCCAUACACCAUAAAACAGUGAGAUGAGAAUAAGCAGCAGCUAGCUUUAGCUGCUAACUGUAGCUGCUCUCUGAAAGCUGGUCAGACAUUUAAUAAGAUGAGAUAAGAUAAGGAGAACUUAAUUUAUCCCUGGGAGGAAAAUUGAUAGAGGUUAAGGGAAUUAUGGUUAAUCUAAAAACACCGUCAGAGCUGCUUUUUCAUACAUUUAGUGAUAAUAUUGAUAUGGUGCAUCUUUAUGAGGGUAAUGAUGAGGUGAAAAUCUGAUGGUCCUGGUUGGUGUGAAACAUUUCAGUUUCUGCUUCUUCCUGUUUUUAUUCUUAAUUCACUAAAGUAAAAGUUUGAAACAGGCCUUCUGAAGACGUAGUUUAUUAUAAACACGAGACAAGAUGCUUCUUUAAGACCUGAAUCACAACAAUCUUUAUGGCUACAGUGAGUGUGUGUGUGUGUUUAUGUGUGUGAGUGUGUGUUUGAAUAUGAAUAUGUGUUGUUGUGUUGAUUUGCAUGCACAGUUUUGAAAGUGUUUCUCACUUUGUGUCUUUUCAGCCGCUACAGAUUUCUGCUCCAUUGUCUCUCUCUCUCUCUCUCUCUCUCUCUCUCCCUCUCUCUCUCUUUUCCUUGCUUUUCCUCCUCCCUCCCUCUCUAUCUCUGUGAUCCUCUGAUGUUGACCUCUGCAGAUGUUUUUAUGAUCAUUUCAGUUGUUUUUAUUGGUCAUAUUUGUGAUUAAAGCUUCAUUAAGUGAUUUUUAAACAGUUAAGGAGCUCUUUUAAUGACUAUUUCUCUGUCAUCAACCCGUAUUUAAUCAAAAUCUUGACUUGUGAGUCUGUGACUCUGAUGAGUCUGUGACUCUGAAGUUACUAAUACCUACUAUCAUUGUUGAUUUACUUUUUUGUUUAUUGCUGGUAGUUAUGCUAACAUAACCUGGACUCUGACUCUGUAGUUGAAGGUUAGGCUCCUAAUUUCAGGUGAGCUCAAUAGGUGACACCUGAAUGGGAUCAUACUAGGUGUCACCAAAACUACAGGACACACAGCCCACGUGUUAUGUGUCUGGUCACUCCUGGACCUGGUUUUAGUCCUAGUUCUGAUCCUUAUGCGGGAUCUAGUUUGUAUUUUUAAACUGAUGUGUCGGGUUGCUUGUUCUUGAUUUGACACUACUGUGAAUUAAAACAGAGAGUAAUCUUUUUACAGUGAAUUUGAUCUCUAUGUCUGAAAUGGCUGCAGACAAUAAAAACACAAACUAUUUUUGGAUAAUUAACCUUGAUUUUUAUGUAAAGGGAAAUAAUUAAAGGAGCUUCUGUUUUAUGUUUCAAAACCAAAAACCUCAAAAACUUUUAAUGUGUAAAAAUCCCUUAAUGGAGCUUUAACUGUAUGAUUUUGAGGUUGAAUCUCUGAAUGUUGUUGUUGGAUGAACAUGGUAGAACCAGAGACAUUAUUGAAAGCUUGAUCAAAGUUUGAACAUAUAUUAGAUUAACUUCAAGUUUGCUGUAGUCAUUUCCUUCUCGUGUCUCUGCUCCUAGCAUGUUUUCACUGUUUCUAUUCACUAAUCAAAGUCAAUGAUUCAUGUGAAACUGUCCAAAGAGGGUUCAGAACAGAAAAUAACAAUGCUCAUUUUAUUUAACGAGUGAAACAAAAAUUUAGAAGGUCUUUUUUAGCCAAUCAGAAAUGUAGUUCUUGAUAAUUCAGAGCAUUUAACACCAAUCAGAUCAGAGUACACUGAGCCCCAUCCCUCUGAUUGAUCACAAUGUCACACCACAUAAAAUCCAUCAUUAUCAAACACCAACCUCCAUUUAUCACCACAUCAGACACAUUUGAUUUGACAAUCUGAUUUACAGAGACAGUAAAGUGAAAUUUGAUCAUCACACCAUGUGAAGCUCUACCUGCUGAAUAACAAUUUGAUCUAUUUCAGAGUAUAAAAUGUUAUUUAAAACAGCAGAAACAAGGAGAAAUAUCAGAUUAAAGCGGAAGGUUUUAAAUUUCAGAUUAAAAUUAGUCAGAGCCAGCCUGACAAACUGGAGACUCAGGGCGCCAUCAAAAUGACCCAAACAUGAAGUCCAAAGCUCGACACGCAAAGAGAACCAGGAGUCCCAGUGUUUUCAUAGUUAGACAGCGAACAAACGGGAGAGUAAAUGAGGCACAAAAAGACAUGAGUUAAAUGUGGGUUUAGAUGUCUUUCCCUUCAGAAGUCAGGUGCACCUAUCAGCAGAUGUGUUUUUGUUAACAUGGAGGAAUUCUGCCUUUUUUUCUGAAACACCUAGGUCCUCACCCUCUUCUCUGCAACACAGAAAAAUGAUAAGUGUGGACAUUUGAGCCAUUAACCGAUGUCAAAUUUGCUAAAACAUUCAUACAGAGCAGCAGGAACUAACUUUACAAACUAAUAAAAAAAAAACUUAAAGACGUAACCAAAACUCUCAGACACUUGAAGCACUAAAACAUUGAUUUUGAAGUAAUAUUUUACUGUAUUCAGCAGGUAGAUCUCAGCGCUAACACAUGUUCAGAUAUUCUGAGUUUACUGCUAACAGGAGAGCAUCAUCCAGCAGUGUGUAUCCUCUUUUUGCUAAGCUUACGUGCACAGCAGCAGGAGGACUGCCUGACGAGCCGCUAACAGACGCUGUGUUCAUGUAGAAAUGCGGUGAACCUGGCGGUGUUAAAGUUGAACGAGCAGGGGCUGCUGGACAAACUGAAAAACAAGUGGUGGUAUGACAAGGGAGAGUGCGGCAGCGGAGGAGGGGAGAGCAAGGUUAAUACACACUCACACACCUGAAACACUCACAAACACACACACAAACACACACACGCACACGGGUGGACCGGAGAAAUCUCAAGAAACAGCACAUCACAGCGCUACCUGUUGUCACAAUUUCACUGAUAAUCAGUGAAUACACCAAAGUUUAUUUUAAUCAUUUUUAGUUGUAUUAUUAUUGUUUUUAUGAUAAUUAUCAUCAUUUUUAUUCUUUUUAUACUUCUAUUAUUAUUAUUGUUUUAUCAUUUUUAUCAUUACUUUUAUUGAUAUUUUUAAUCAUUAUCAUCAUCUUAUAUUUAUUAUCAUUAAACUGUCAAUAAAUUGACUGCUGCAGAGCGCCACCCCUUCAGGAAGCGCUGUGCUCUGUGCUGCUUCUUUUCCUGGUGUUGCGUCCUGUUUGGUUGAGGUCAGAGGUCAGGGGUCAGCGGUCAGGUUUCAGGGUCAGGUGACCUCACACCAGAUGGCAGCAACAAAAAGAGAAAGAGGUGACUGCUGUGGAUAAACUGAGUUUAUCUGCCGCUCUGACCUGUUUCAUUGCAGCACCUCUCACUCUCUGUCUCAGGGGCCGAACAGACUGAGGGGCCCCAUCAACCCCCUGAUAAAGAGCUGGAGAGAGGAUCUGACUUGUAAAUACUGAACUGUCCAGUUGCAUGAAGGACUUGAUUUAUUAUAAAGUAAUCCAGCCUCUCCUAUAUCAGACACACUGUCCUUAGUAGGCCCUCUGUAAGCCGCAGAGCCAGAGUCUGAGAGUCGCUGCCCCACUAAUAACAUAAGAUAACAUUGAUAAUGAUGUUAUUUAUGUUAUUCCCAUUGAAGAGUGCCAGUAAACCUUGCCGUAUUGAAACUGAAUGAGCAAGGGACCCUAGACAAGAUGAAAAACAAGUGGUGGUACGAUAAAGGAGAGUGUGGCUUCAAGGACUCCACCAAUAAGGUUAGUCAUCUGUGUCUGUGGACCAAUCAAACGCUCUGUCUGUUAAUUCAGCAUGCACAGUUCUGUCAGGUCCAUAUGUGCAGAAAAACACAGCACACCUGCACUAUAACUAAACCCAUAACAAGGUAUAAACAACAAGCAAACCUGCACCCAAGCGCCAGCCAUAACCUGUUAUAGACACACUGCACACCUGCCCCUAAGCUCCACCCUUAACCAGGUAAAAACUUACUACACAUAUGCCCCUUAGCGCUACCUAAAUUUAGGAAGAACCACACUGCAUACCUACCCCUUAGCUCCACCCUUAACCAGGUAUAAACACACUGCACACCUGCCCCUUAGCUCCACCCUUAACCAGGUAUAAACACACUGCACACCUGCACAAUAGCUCCACCCUUAACCAGGUAUAAACACACUGCAUACCUGUACCAAAGCUCCACCCACAACCAGGUAUAAACACACUGCAAACCUGCACAUUAGCUCCAGCCUUAACCAGGCAUAAACACACACUGUAAACCUGCACAUUAGCUCCACCCAUAACCUGGAAAAAACCCACUCUUUACCUGCACCUAAGCUCUACCCACAACCAGGUAUAAACACACUUAAAACAUGCACAUAAGCUCCACUGUAACCAGGUAUAAACACACUUAAAACCUGCACAUUAGCUCCAGCCUUAACAGGCAUAAACACACACUGCACACCUGCACAUUAGCUCCAUCCACAACCAGGUAUUAACACACUGCACACCUUUGCAUUAGCCCCACUUAUAAUCAGGUAUAAAAACACUGCACACCUGCACAUUAGCCCCAAUUAAACCGUGUAUAAACACACUGCAAACCUGCACAUUAGCUCCACCCACAACCAGGUAUAAACACACACUACACACCUGGGGCCUGUUCUACGAAGCAGGAUUACUGCUUAGCGAGGUAACUUUUAGGGUAUGUUAGGAGUUUCCUGUUCUACGACAAGGGUUCACUUCUUAACGAGGCGAGUCUCCAUGGCAACGUACGCUGAACAGCUAACCUGCUCCGGGGCAGGUUAGGUGUCAGAUUGAACUCACCGAGUAUAAAAACCCCGCCCACUGACCAAUGAGCUCUCUCGAAAAAUGGCUUGUCUGUUCCUGGAGGAUCCUAUAGACCUCGGCACUCGCAUUGUCCGAGGAGCACUCCGGCGUGCAAGAGUUUUCAGGGACCGCAUGGACCCACUUACUUUUCCAGGUGACCACCUUUAUGAAAGUCUCAUAUGGCCGACAUAUCACACAAAAAAUGUAAACACAAUAGAAAUGAACAAAUGAAUGAAUUCAUCUUGGAAAUGAAUUAGACAUGUCUGGUGCAUGUUAAAAGCGCAUGUUGAACAGUGCUAUUUUAGGGUGAUAAUGGCAUCAAAGAUUUUUUUGCUCACUACACUUACGCAUUGAGACUGUCAGCAAUUUUCUGCCAGCAUUCCUUCCGUGCUUUUGCAGCGGCGACGGUGUUGCUUUUGAGGUUUAUGAUAGAUUUGAAUUCUUCAUACUUUCUCAUGAUCGUCUCCUGCUCCUCGUUGUUUAGCACGCGGUCCUUCGCUCUCUGGCCUGCUCUGAUGCUCCAGACUGGUUCAUGUUCGCAAUCGGUCAGAUGCGGCGGGCUCCGCCUUACAUCCGUGCACGCGCUCAUAGCAAAGCUGGAUCCACUUGCGAGGUUGAUACGACCAGCGUCGUAAGAUCGUUUAGCGAGACCGCUAGCUACCGCGCUAAGUUGAGCGAGGUAACUCUAAGGCUUCCUCGCUAGAUUGAACUUGCUUCGUAGAAUAGGCCACACCUUCACGUUAGCUCCAAUUUAACCAGGUAUAAACACACUGCACACCUGCACCUAAGCUCCACCCACAACCAGGUAUAAACGCACUGCACACCUGCACAAGUUAAAAAAACAGCACACUUGCACCUAAUUACACCUAUUAACAGGUAAAAACCCCUUUAAAACUGUGCAGCUACUUUAUUUUGUGGCAAUAUUUGUAGCUUAUUCUAAAUAAAGUUUUAUAGGAUCAUGUUUGAAUCAUUAGGUGAGUAAAGCAGGUGAAGAGUUUGAAAACUGAACUUCAGUUUCAGUUUUCUUUAAUCUUAAAAAAACAAAGAAGGAUAGGCAAGCAGUUAGAGGAAUAGUUUACAAACAGAAAACCUUAGCGAGAGACAUUCAGAUCCAGUGUGAAUCAGCGGACUGACUUGUUUUCUUUGCUUCAUGUUUCUGUGUUUUUGGUGUUAUUGGAAACUCAGCUCUUGUGUUUUAACUUAAACUCUGUCAGUGUGGAAAAAUAUUUUAAUAUAAAGCAAAGUUCUCACUGAAUGAUCACAGUUUACACAAGGGACUUUUUAAGGACUUUUUGUUUUUAAAAAAAACAGACAGUUUUUUGGGCUCAGCACUCAGGGCUCAACAUAUUAAGUAAAAAAACAGUCAAGUAGCUUUUGUCGUGAGCUUUUAGCUGAAAUUUGUUUAACUUAUCAAUUGCUUUCAACUAACUGUUAACAAAAACAGCAGGACUUCUGAUAUUUGCUCUGUCAACAAGAGGACUAGAAAAGAAACAGUUAGUCUGUGAUAAUCUCUGAGGCUAGCAGGGUUUAUCUAAUGAGGGUCUCAUUCCUUAGUAUAGAGCCUGAACAUGAUUUCUUUGUUUUCACAUUUUCUUCUUGAACCAGCAUAUGCAACAGGAACAAUAUGAAGCAUUCAGAGCUAUUGCAACUGGCUUAAUGGUUACUACCAAGAGAAACAGGAGCAUGCAUGACAGCUUUGUGUCCUAGAAACAGUAAGUUUAGUGAGGACUAAAGUGCUGGCAGUGUAAAACACACUGUCAGCGGACAAAGGAUUUUUAAGCACCGAAGCAUAGACUGUUGAGGUGAUAGAAAUGACGGUUAUGAUAACCAGUUCAUUAAAGGAUAAUAAAGAUGGCAAUUCAAACCCUCUAAAUGUAAAAUAGUAACAAAUUAAGGUUUAGAUUUUUUUGUCCAUAGCAGCUUCUGACAGCUACAGGUGUUACAUGUCCAGGUAUCUUUGAUGGGGUUCAGGGUCACAGUGGCAGCGGUUUCGCUAAACCAUCUGAACAAAUCAUCAGAGCUGCUGGUAGCUGAACUGAGUGGGUUUGGGGGUCACAGUAAUUGGCUGUUUCCUGGUUUUAAGUUCUUCUUUAAAGGACAUAUGAGAAACAGCAGUACAGUAAGAACCGUUUACAGUUAAAAUUUUUAUAUUGAGGUCAGAUGUUUUUUGAGUGUUUCAGGCUUAAAAUAUAGUUAAAAAUAGUUUUAUUAAAACCUGAGAUAUUAUAGGUGAUUCAGGCUCAGGUGUUAAUGUGUGGGUUUUAUUUUGUGGCAGCAGAGGAAAAAUCUAAUGGGUAAUGAGGAGUGUAGAUAGUCAUUGUUUCGUUCUCACUUCAACAGUUUGCUAACCCGUUCUAUCCCCCCUCUUUAUCUGCUGACCAGGAGAAGACCAGCGCUCUGUCUCUCAGUAACGUAGCCGGAGUUUUCUACAUCCUGGUUGGAGGUCUGGGUCUGGCCAUGAUGGUGGCACUGGUGGAGUUCUGCUACAAGAGCAGAGCUGAGGCCAAAAAAAUGAAGGUACGCUCAGCGCAUCACAGCGCCACCUGUGGUCACAAUUUUACUGAUAAUCAGUGGUACUAUAAUUUAUUAUUAUUCUAUUGUUAUUAUUACUGUUUUUAUCGUAAUUCUCAUCAUUGUUGUUGUUUUUAUGUUUCUAUUAAUGUUAUUAUUACUUUAAUUCCAAUAAAACUGUUUUUUUAUAUCAAAUCUAUUAAAUCUAUUCUAAAUCUAUGUUAAAAAUACUUACGGGUUUUAUAUUUAUCAGAGGAGAAAUAUUAGGAAACAAAAAAUACACCUUCAGCUUCAGGUGACAUGAGUUUACAGUUUUAUUUUCUAUGAGCAAAAUUUAAACCUUCAUAAGUAAAUAUGAUAAGAUAUCAAGAAAGUGUCCUUUUGUAUAGUAGCAAUGUUUUUAAGAAAACAAUUUUUAUUUGUCAGCAUUUUAUCUGGCCACCAUCGUAAACUAUAAGGUUAGGUCUCAGCUUGGAAAUGUUUUCUGUUAGGUUUUUACAUUAUGGAUGGUCUUUUGUCCCAUUUUGGUGAAGUUCAGUGUCCUCAGCAGAUAAAAAGCAGGGAUCAGGAAAGGUGUUACACCUGUGAACACCUGCUUUUCUUUUGCAAAGCUGACUGUCCGGCCCACAGAUGGUGGUUCCUAGUGGUAUAUAUUCAGGAAGACUGCUCCACCAAUCAGUCACUCUGGGGACUUUUCAUAGAGGGGGGAGGGCCCGACAUAGGGUGUGUGAUCUGUAGAAACAAUCUGAUGAUAAAGAAUUUAGACAGAAAAGUCAGACCCACCUUCACCUUUAUUUUUGAGGCAAGGAAAAGUGGAGCCACAGGUUAUUAUUAAACAGCAUUUAUAUAAUGUUUAAACUUUGUUCUUUUCAAUUCAGCUUUAUUUUUAACAGGGAGCCCCAAUCAGAUCUAAGCCUCUGUAUUGAGGCUAUAGUCUCCAUCACAACAGUCCUAGUAUGAUUCCCAGCCACAUACCUUCAAUGUAUAUCUGCCUUCGCCCUCUGCUAACCCUUAUCUCCUGUCUCUCUUUGGCUGUCCUAUCUAAAAGGCAAAAAAUACCCCAAUAAUGUACCCUUAGUUUGGGUUAAGCCUUGGGCCGCUUGCCAAAGUAACCCAUGGCCCAGACGACUUAACAGAAAACAGACUUUCUCCUGGGAGGACAGCCUAAAGAUUUCCACCUGACACUCCCCAAUCCUAACCUAUGAGGACCCCUGAUCAGUGUUGCUGUAGCAGCAUGUAAGAGAGCCUAAUCAAUGCUUGAUGAGUGUUCAGUGGUCAAAAGGUCUUUUGGAGGCAAGGUGAGGACCAGGUCCAAAAGAGCAGCUCAUAAAGCCUUCUACGAAGAGAGAUGAGCUUUGACCUCUGUGGCAAAGCAGAGACAUGGUACAAGAAUGAGCAUUCCCCCAGUCCUCCUGCUUUACAACCUGUGCUGAGACAGGAUCUCAUGUCAGGGCAAGAUAUCAAGCCAGGACAGGAUCUGAAUCUAGCAUAGCAAUAGUUAGCAUAGCAAUAGCCCAUAUCAGCUGAGAUGAUAGAGGGGCAUCCUUUUUAAACAGCUGUAAUCUGCCUACUCUUUCUUCUCCCUCCAAAAUCAUUUCACAACCCACCCAGGCUCCUCCUUUAUGAUGUGUCUGAUCUUACCAAUGUUGUAAAUAUUGUCACUGAUGUCGGCUCUGUCCUGUUUUGGUGGAUUUGCAACUGCUGCUUUCCCCGCCUGGGAUACGAUCUUGUAACAGGACAGAAUCAUACAUCAUGAUAGGACCUUUUGCAUGGAGAGGAUCUUGAGCCUGUGCUGCCUGGCGUCUUGAGAGUGGACCACCAUCAUCCCCUCAUGAAAUCAGUUGGUUGUAGUGCAGUUGCAGAGUGAAUCAUCAUGAUUUUCUCCUAGAAGGCAACAAUUCCUGCAGCCAUGUUAGAUAGUGGUACUGGUUUUGUCCGUCUCCCUGAGCAGCCGGGUGAAGGGGGGUGUAGUCAGUUCCAAGAGGAUCUAGUGGCUGUAUGGUUGAGCAGGUAGAGGUGGAUCAGGUAGAGGUAAAGGACCAGCAGCAGUACCAUGAACUGAUUCAAGUCUUUCAUUGGCUGCCUUUCCAAAGCCAGCGAAACACUCCUCUUCCUCCCUCUUCCUCCAGAGAGAUGCUGUCACCUGCUUCAACAAACAACUAAAACACCUGGCAUUACAACCACCAAGGAUUUAACAUACAGUUCAGAGUAAACUUUACAUGUUGAUCUGAGACAGAGGUUUAACAGAGACCAGUAAGGGCAGAUGCAGAUUUAUCAGGACUCAGCAAGGAGAAAGGAAACUCAUCACCUUAACCUUCUUCCUAACUUCUCACCUGAUCCCAAAGUACUAACUCCUUACCUUAACCAGAACUACUUACUCCUUACCUUUACAUUCCUCCUUACUGACUACCUUAUUCACAAGUCCUAACUCAUUUGCAAACUCCAAAUCCUUACUCCUUAUCUUAACCCACAACCGUAACUCCUUACUGUUACCUCCCCCCUAACUUUUUACCAUUACCUUCCACCUUACCGUAACCUUCCUCCUCACUCCUUCCCUUAACCUUCAUUCUAUUUCCUCACCUUACUUUCCUAAUAACUCUUUACCCAAACUAAAAAUCACAACUCCUAACCUUAAUCCCAAAUCCUUACUUGUCACCUUAACCCCAAAUACAAUUUAUUACAUUAACCCCAAGUCCUUACUCCUUACCUCAAUCUUACAUCCUGACUCCUUACCUUAACCACACCCCUACCUCAUCUUACCUUAAUCUUACACCCUUACUCCUUACCUUAAUCAUAUGUCCUUACUCCUUACCAUAACCUUCCCCCUUACUUCUUACCUUAAUCCUCCUAACUUCCUUAACCUUCCUCCUCACCUGCCUCACCUAAACCCCAAGUCCUAAAUCCCUACUGAAACCAAAUGUCCUAACUCCUAGCCUUUAUCCCAAGGCCAAACUCCAUACUUCAACCCAAAGUCCUAACUCCUUACCUCAACCCUGAGUCCUGGAAUUACUGCCUACCUUAAUCCCAAAUCCUAACCCCUUCCUUAGCUUUAAGUCCUCAUUCCUUACCCUAACCCUAACUUCUUACUUCUUACCCUAACCCUAUUCGUAACUCCUUGUUUUAACCCAAUGUCUCUUUCCUUUAAUUCGUAGUCCAACUCUUUACUUGAACCCUGAGUCCUUACUCCUCACCUAAAUCCUAACUCCUUAACUUUAAGUCCCAACUUCUUACCUUAACCUUCCUCCCAAUUCCUUACCCUAACCCUUCCCUCUACUUCUCACUGUGAUAUAUCUGCGGUGGCCUUUGGCCCACACCUCUUCUGGUUGUUCUUUCAUUUUGGUCAGGGUUUCUGGUCUGUUUCCAUGAGGUUUUACUUUUUUCAGUUCUGUUUCUAUUUCUUAGAUGAUAAGAAAAUCACAGAGGCACUGUUGAAACAGGGUUGUUGUAGAAGUAACGAUGACUUUAUCUCUGUUGUAAAGGUGGCAGCCAACACCUUGACUUCCCCCCAGCAUACAGGAAACUACACACACACUCUGACCUCUCCUCAGCACGCCCCCAACUUCAACCUGCUGUCCCCCAGCCACCAGCCAAACUACGCCACCUAUAAAGAAGGCUACAACGUUUAUGGCAUUGAGAGCGUCAAGAUCUAACCCGGGUAGGAGAGAGAUGAUUGAUGGCUGAACCUUCCUCACCCCACAGUCAUAAACAGCAUGAUAACAGACGGUUAAUCUGAUGAAUUCAAACCUGCAAACAGCAGCUGCAGUCACAUCAGUCCGAACAAACCUGUCUUUGACUUUUAGGGUUUAUCAUUUCGUAUCCUUGUGUUACUAAUUGACAUCUAUUUGAUUUUCGAUGCUGUUUUCUGUCCAGAAUCACAAAACUUCAGCCGAAACUCGAGAAUAAAGUUAGAAACACUUUCUGUAAAAGAAGAAAAAUAAAGUGGUUGAAGAUAAGACACCAAUGUUCAUCCACUUCAAUCUGAUUUUAAAAUCAUCUUCAGACUAAACUUGUUUUAUCUGUUUUAUUGAAGGAAACAGACAAAGACAUGAACGCAGCUAGAGUUUGAAUCUGGAGGGAAAAAUACUUCAAAUAAAACCUUUAUUAAAAAAAAAAAACAGUUUAUGGCUGUGAUCCUCCUCAUCAGCUUCCUCACCUCCUUCAUCUCCUCAGAGAUGCCCCUACUCCCUCUUAUCCCCUGUCCUCAUCUCCUCUGUCCUCAUUUCCUUGGUCCUCACCCCCUUUGUCAGUCCCCUCUGUCCUCAUCUACUCUGUCUUUGCCUCCUCUGUCCUUGUACUCUACUCCCUGCUUCUCACUGUCACCAUGUCCUCUCUCUUUCCCUCUGUCCUCAAUGCCUCUCUUCAUGUCUCCUCUGUCCUCACUUUCUACUCUCUUUGUUACUGUGUCCUUGUCUGUUUGUCCUUAUCUCCUCCUACCUUGUGUACAACUCCCUACUCUCCUUUGUUCUUAUCUCCUCUGCCAUCAUCUUCUCUGUCCUGUCUUCAUCUUCUCUUUCCUUAUCUCAUCGAUCCUUAUCUCCCCUGCCCUCAUAUCCUUUUGUCUCCUCUGUCCUAGACUUCUGAUCUCUGUUUUAAUCUGUCCUCAUCUCUGUCCUAAUCUUCUCCCUCUGUCUCCCCCAUCCUUACCUUCUACACUCUCCUUUCCCCUAUCACCAAUUCCUCUGUCCUUUUCUCCUGUGUCCUUAUCCUCAUACUAUCCUCAACUGUCCCCUCUCCUUUUUUCUCAUCGUCUCUGUCCUAGUUUCCUCUGUCAUCUACUCCUCUGUUCUCAUCUUCUCCACUCUCAUCUCCCCUGUCUUCAUCUACAUUGUCCUCAUCUCCUCUGUAUAUGUCACCUCUGUUGUCUGCUUUCUCCUCCUUACGGUCUGUAUAUGUCCAGUGUCUUACAAUUUAUUUGUUUUUCAUCAUCCUUUCACCUGUUUAUUCUGUCCAUUUUCUGCCUUUUCUGUCUUUUUGUCCCGAUGCCUUUGUCUUAAUCUUGACCUACCCUUCCCUCUAUCCCUUGUUUAUCAGUCCUCUGUCCUCUAGCCUCCCCAUUCAUCCCUUUGUCCUGAUCUCCUUAUCUCCACCCCAGACCUGGUAUUUUCCUUCUUCCAUUGUCUCAGGUGUUUUUUUCCCCUUUCCUCAUUGAUUUCCUCUUUACUUCAUAUCAUCCUUCUACCUGCACUUAGCCAUCAGCCAAUCAUGCUCCAUCUCUUUUUUGUCAGCUUGUCUUCAAAGGACAAAGAACCUUUUGUUUGAGACACAUUGGUUUGGAAUGGUUUGGAUGGGAAGAAGGGUUAGAACUGAUUUAGACUAGUUUGGACCAGUAAGCUCUAGUUUGGACUGGUUUAGGCAUGUAAGAACUGAUAUGAUAUGGACUGGUUUGGACAAGAUCAGACAAUUUUGGACUGGUUAGAACUUGUUUGGACUAGUAAGGGCUGGUUGAGACUGAUUUUAUGCUGGUUUGGACUGGUAAGGACAGGUUGUGACUACUUAGGACUGGUUUAGACUGGUUGAGACUUGUUGGAGUGGUUUGGACUACGUAGGAUUGGGUUAGACUAAGUAGGGCUGGUUUGGACGAAGGAUGGGGUUUUGGAGGUAUUAUUUUCUCUGUGAGCCAGUAACACCUAAAAAGAACCCCUGAAUCUGUAAUCAGACCUUGUCUUGGAAUGGCCCAUCUAACAAAUUAAACUACCAGCUGGUUUCGGGUUGAAGCAGGUCAAUGUGGUUUACCUCCUCUUGCUCUUGUUUGAAAAGAAGAGUGGUGCUUGUACAGUAAAGGGGUCUGUUGGGUCCAAUGACAGUCCUGGUUGGUACAGACUUCAUACCCCGACAGUGUCUCCUUACCUCACAUCAGAGCUCUUUUGGUCCACGUUUUAUGCCCAGUCUUGUAGGAUCAAAUCCCCUCAGGUGAUUGUACACAGCUGGUUGUGUUGGAUUGUUCAAGGAGCUGUUUGUCUCUGUUUUUUUUUUUUACAAAGUGAAACAUCGUGCCUCAGACAAGGACCAGAUGAGGUUGAGAAUCUUUACAUGCCUGUGAUCGAUAACUGUUCUGCACAUUUGACAACAGUUUUAAUGUGAGAAUUAAAAAAAAAAAAGAGAAAAUAGGGACUAUCCAGCAAGAGACAAAAAAGAAAAAUUAAUCUUUGUCAGGUGUACAAUAAAACUUUGUAAAACUCCUUCAUUGUCCUAAUUCCAUGAUACAGAUAUUGACAUAUUAUUCUACCAUCAUAGCAACUAUUUCGGACCAACAGACACUCAUUCAGUGACAAUCUGUUUUACUAACAAUCCAAACCAGUUCUCCUUUUUUUAAUAACACUGCUGCUCCUUUUUUAAUAAGUUACCUUUUUUGCUUUAUUAUUCAAGAACAUCAAUCAAGCUCCACCUAUAGUGCUUCAACCCCUUCAUAUACAAGCUCCAUCUGCAUCUCUCCAGCAUCUUCAAAUACAAGCUUUACUUGCUUCACUCCAACAUCUUCAUAUACAAGCUUCACCUACAUCAUUCCAACAUCUUCAUAUACAAGCUUUACCUAUAUAACUCCAAAAUCUUUUUAUACAAGAUUCACCUGCAUAAAUUCAACACCUUCAAAUACAAGCUCCACCUGCAUUAUUUCAACAUUUUCAAACAAGCUUCACCUGCAUCGCUCCAACAUCUUCAUAUACAAGCUUCAUCUACAUCAUUCCAACAUCUUCAUAUACAAGCUUCAUCUACAUCAUUCCAACAUCUUCAUAUACAAGCUUCACCUAUAUUAAUUCAACACCUUCAAAUACAAGCCCCACCUGCAUUAUUUCAAUAUUUUUAUACAAGCUUCACCUGCAUCACUCUAACACCUUCAUAUACAAGCUUUACCUACAUCACUCCAACAUCUUCAUAUACAAGCUUCACCUACAUCACUCCAACAUCUUCAUAUACAAGCUUCAUUUACAUCACUCCAACGACUUCAUAUACAAGCUUCACUUACAUAAAUUCAACACCUACAAAUACAAGCUCUUCCUGCAUUAUUUCAACAUUUUCAUACAAGCUUCACCUACAUCACUCCAACAUCUUCAUAUACAAGCUUCACCUACAUCACUUCCAACAUCUUCAUAUACAAGCUUCAUCUACAUCGCUUCCAACAUCUUCAUAUACAAGCUUCACCUACAUUCCUUUCAACACCUUCAUAUACAAGCUCCGCCUGCAUUAUUUCAAUAUUUUUAUACAAGCUUCACCUGCAUCACUCUAACACCUUCAUAUACAAGCUUCAUCUACAUCACUCCAACAUGUUCAUAUACAAGCUUCAUUUACAUCACUCCAACAUCUUCAUAUACAAGCUUCACUUGCAUAAAUUCAACACCUUCAAAUACACGCUCUUCCUGCAUUAUUUCAACAUUUUCAUACAAGCUUCACCUGCAUCGCUCCAACAUCUUCAUCUACAAGCUUCAUCUACAUCAUUCCAACAUCUUCAUAUACAAGCUUCACAUACAUUUCUUUAACAUCUUCAUAUACAAGCUUCACCUACAUCAUUCCAACAUCUUCAUAUACAGGCCUCACCUACAUUAAUUCAACACCUUCAUAUACAAGCUCCGCCUGCAUUAUUUCAAUAUUUUUAUACAAGCUUCACCUGCAUCACUCUAACACCUUCACAUACAAGCUUCACCUUCAUCACUCCAACAUGUUCAUAUACAAGCUUCAUUUACAUCACUCCAACAUCUUCAUAUACAAGCUUUACUUGCAUAAAUUCAACACCUUCAAAUACACGCUCUUCCUGCAUUAUUUCAACAUUUUCAUACAAGCUUCACCUACAUCACUCCAACAUCUUCAUAUACAAGCUUCACCUACAUCACUUCCAACAUCUUCAUAUACAAGCUUCAUCUACAUUCCUUUAACAUCUUCAUAUACAAGCUUCACCUACAUUAAGUCAACACCUUCAUAUACAAGCUUCAUCUACAUUCCUUUAACAUCUUCAUAUACAAGCUUCACCUACAUUAAGUCAACAUCUUCAUAUACAAGCUUCAUCUACAUUCCUUUAACACCUUCAUAUACAAGCUCCACCUGCAUUAAUUCAACACCUUCAAAUACAAGCCCCACCUGCAUUAUUUCAAUAUUUUUAUACAAGCUUCACCUGCAUCACUCUAACACCUUCAUAUACAAGUUUCACCUACAUCACUCCAACAUCUUCAUAUACAAGCUUCACCUACAUCACUCCAAUAUAUUCAUAUACAAGCUUCAUCUGCAUCACUCCAACACCUGCUCAUCAUGCUUUGUUUUUGUGACCUGCUGCAUUUACUUACCAAAGGAAAAAUUUUGCAAUACGAUAUCUAAUAAGCGUACUAAAAAUAUAUGUUCUGUUUGUUUGUGUGUCCUCAGUUGCUGUUGUAAAGUUCAUUAUUUGUGUUUUUAUGGGACUUGAGCUUUUUAAGGAAGAGAGAGAAAGACAGAGAGAGAGAGAGAGAGAUCUCAGUGUGUUUAAUCUCUUGACUGUCUCAGCUGACAGAAACAUAUUUACUGACCUGUGGACCUGUUACUUCUUUUUAAUUCUGUCCUUGUGUUUCUCAUCACUUUCACAUUUUGAUUUGGUCGUGGACCUCAUCUGCUGCUUGCUUUAUGGGAGGAAACACAGAUGUCUGUUUAGAAAUCGAUUGUUUUCUUAGAUUAAAGAUUAUAUUAGUCUUCGAUUUUUAAGAUUAUUGAAUAGCAAAAUAAAAAAGUCUCUAUAUAAUGUCUCACUGUAAUAGUGACGUUUUCCUGGUGCACUGUUUUACUGUUCAGAUAGUCCUCCUCAAAUGUUUCUCUGUGUAAUUGAACUUUUUAUCACACUUUAGUUCAUGCAAAUCUUUGAUAUUUAAGAUUCAUGAACACCAUAACGAUAAACUCCUACAGGUUUUCCUCCUUCCUCAAACUUCUCUCUGUGUCAUUUUAAACAUUAGUGGUUGUGACUUUACUCGUUUUUCUCAUACAGAUGAAAUUCACCGAUGCGAUGCGCUCCAAAGCUCGUCUGUCCAUCACAGGAUCGACCAGUGAGAAUGGUCGUGUCCCAGUGGCUUACCUACGUCCAGGAUUACCCAUGAGCCUCAGCAUGACUGAUCUCUCCUGA
This is a messenger RNA of Xyrichtys novacula (pearly razorfish), 38339 nucleotides long. The record is from the annotation of a GenBank genome assembly. NCBI's taxonomy places the organism in Eukaryota, Metazoa, Chordata, Actinopteri, Labriformes, Labridae.